AUGAACGUGGAGGUAGGAGAAUUGGCGAAUGGGCAACAGCUGCCGAAUGUGGAGGUACUGACACUGCUGACCGUUCGUUUCCCGAACGGGGAGGUGAAAAAAUGUUUGGAAGUUGAACGGGGAGGUAGCCAUACUGCCGGCCGUUCAGCUGUCGAACGGGGAAGCAGUAAAACUGCAGAAUGUUCAGUUUUUGUGUCCUCUUUUGCAGGGAAGGAAGGAGAAGCAGCUGCAGGUGAUAGAAGUCCUGGAAAGAGGCCAUUCCAAGCACGGGCCAGCGGAAGAAGGACGAGCGGUACGGCAGGCUUGGCAGCAGGUCACAGGAACGCUGGAAGCGCUUUUGGAGGAGCAGGGACAGCAUCCUCUAUCCCGGUGGUGCGGAUUCUUCACCGUUUUGUCUUGUUCUGUAUGAGGUUUAACAUUGUUUUUUGGGCACGCCACAUGCCGGGACUGUUGAAUGUUAUUGCUGAUGCGUUCUCGUUUGCAGUGGGAGAGGUUCCGGCAGGUAGGCAGCUCGGGACAUCAUGCUAGGUGGGCUGAUCAGGGCACCCGCUACCUGGAUGGCGAUCAGUAAGGUGUGAGGGGAAUGGGACGAGCUGGUGCAACAGACAGGGGGUCAGCUCUCAAGGGAGGCAUGGUUGGACGCGCUGCUGUGGCUCUUGUGUAGGUCAGUCACCACAGGGGCUUCGGCAGCGGUGGUAGGGCGUAAGCUGGCAGCGCUAGCCUUCUUGUUCAAAUUUAACGGGUGGGAGGAUGCUAACAUUCUCUUGUUUCAGGAGGGGUAAGGUGUCAGUGGAUUCUAGGAGGCCGGUGUCAUUCAAGUUGCUUUAGCGGGUGGUCCGGGUGCUGCCCGCGGUGUGUUUUUCAGGAUACAAAGUUAUGAUGUUUUCCGUGGUUUUUAGCUUUGCCUUUUUCGGGGAAUUUCGUAUUAGCGAGCUGGUUAGCAGCAAUCGCCAGGGGGCCGGGUGGCUUCAGGCGGUGGACGUGGAAGUGUGGAGUAACAAGGUAGUGAUUAACCUGAGGCGGUCCAAAAUGGAUGUAAUGGGGAAGGGAAUGUUGGUUACAUUGUGGGAGCUCCCGGGUGGGAGAACUUGCCCGGUUAAGUGCGCAAUGGCCUUCCGGGAGGUACGGGCAAUGGCUGGGGGUUCAUAUUUUAAGAAAGAGAACGGCUCUUCGCUAUCGAAGUUCCAGUUCCUCAGGGUUUUUCAGAAGGCAUUGGCAAGGCUGGGAGUGGACCCGGGCCAAUUCGGGACACAUUCUUUCAGGAUUGGUGCAGCUACUGAAGCGGCGAGACUAGGCUUGGGUGACGAACAGGUGAAAAGGAUUGGCAGGUGGGAGUCGCUGAGGUUCAGGUCUUACAUUAGGCCAGACAAGUUGGUAUAAGGUUAAGGGUGGUUAAUGGGGAAUGUUGGUUUGGUGGUUGUUUGUGGUUGUCUAUGUUUGCUUUAUGUUUUGGAGGUCGAAUGGCAUGGCCACUCAUACAUGGCCACUCAUACAUAUACUGGGCUCAACGGAGAGCUGCAGUUCAACAUCAUGGUCUACAGCUGGUCUUUCCAAGUUCUUUGGUGCAGCUUCGGUGGUUUGGUUACCGGGGCUGGGGUUGGAAUGUUAUAUGUGAUGAAAUGUUUCACAAAAUUAUUUUGGGACAGGUUCCGCACAUAGUGGUGCUUCACGCAGGGGGCAAUGAUGUGUGGUCGUUACCUCAAAAGGUUUUGCUCGAAUGUUUGAAGACUAAUGUGGACAAAUUAAGGGAGUUAGUGCCAGGGGUUAUGGUAGUAUGGUCGGAGAUGGUUCCGAGGUUGUACUGGCGGCACGCGCAGAAUCCCUCCGCGGUGGCGAAGAUUAAGGGUAAGGUUAAUAAGGUGAUGGCAGCGUAAGUGAAAUGGUCAGGGGGGUUGUAAUUAGGCACAGGGAGUUGGAAGACAUGCUUCCAGGUUAUUAUAGGUGUGAUGGGGUCCAUCUGUCCAAUGUGGGUUUGGACUUUUUGUUGCUGGGUUUCCAGGAGGGCUGCCAGAGGGCGAUAUUUCCCUGGGGGGGGGUGUCGCUCAAGAGCUCGAGGAGUCGAGCUCUGAGCUGUGGCGGGGGAUGGAGAGUAAAGUUGGGGGGAGAAAAGAGUGAGAUGGGGAAAAAGUUUGGAGUUCAGGGCUAAUAGGUAGACCUUUGGACUGGUUUGAUAGGUUCGAGCUUGUAGGUGGCUCCGAACCGAGGUGUGUAUGGGGUGUCUCGGUAUGCCCAUACACUUGUGGUGCCCUUUGGUGGCAAUGGUCAUGUUUCAUGUUAAGUAAAAUGUUACAAUGUUUGGGUAUUAUGUUAUGUGGGGGUGGGUCAUUGUCAAGGGUUUAAAUUGUAAAUGCAGGAUGUUAAUUGUGCAGGCCAACAUGUGCCUGCUGUUGACAAUGACCUUUAUAAUUUAUGUUAAAUAUCAAAUAAAGCUGUGAUAUAAUUUUGCCAAAACCAUGGUGCCAGUGCUUUAUUGGGAAUUGGGUAUUUGGUGGGGGUUUUAAGCAAAGGCCAACAAGGCGACUGAGCACAUGUCAUGUGAUAUACACUGUCAGCCAAACUAAAUCUGUGAUAUACAUUGUCAGCAAAACUCACAGCAAUCUGUGAUAUAUACACUGUCAUUGAAACUCACAGUAAUCUUUGAUAUAAACUGGGGGGGGGGUUAAAUCAAAGGGACAGCAAACUGAAUAGGUAUCUCCAGGAACCCCCAUGAAACCACUACAAUGUAAAAGAAAAAUCCCCAAAUAAAACAAAGAAGAGCAAAAAGGCACAGUAAUCUUAAAAACUAAGCAUAAUUAAUACAAUUUCAUAAAUAAAUCAUAAUAAAAGCCACCCACUAUAAGCAGGAGGCAGUGGUACUCUGACCUGUACUGACUGCAGAGCAGCAAAGAAAGAGGAAAUGAUGCAAUGGGGAGGGGAGUUUUAUAGUACCUAACUUUUUUCUGAUUGGUUGUUUUUCUGUGCUGCUGUGGAGUUCUAGUAAAGAGAGACUUAAGCAAAUACUCGCCUCCUGUCAUGUUGUAAAAUUGAUUGUUUACUUAAAAUCUGGUGGGCAAGCUUAACCCCUUCAGGACGGGUGACGGACGAGGUCCGUCACAGAGGGGAGACCCUUAACGACGGGUGACGGACCUCGUCCGUCACGCGGUAAAAUUAACCCCGGAUCGCCGCUAUCGCGGCGAUCGCGGGGUUAAUGGUGCUCCCGGUAUGCCUCUGCAUUGGAGGCAUACCGGGAGCACCCGGUCAGUCUGCCCAGCACAUGUGCUCGCUCUGACCGCAAGUCUGAGCGAGCACAUGUGCUCUGUGUACUUACCUACCGGCUCCCUGCACUUCCGGGUUCUGUGUGAAGUGCAGGGAGCCGGAUCAGUGAUGAUCCUGCCCCCUGCUGUUAAAAAAAAUAAAGUUUAUUUAAAGUGUCCCCCCUCUUACCCAUUUUAAUAAAAAAUUAACCCCUUCCCUGCCAAUUGAUCACUGACUACAGUGAUCAAUUGGCAGGGAUUACAUUUUACUAUGAUCUGAUUUUUUUUUUUAACCCCUGAGGGUUAAUUUUUUUUUUUUUAACCCUCAGGGGUUAAAUUAAUUAAAUUAAUUAAAUUAUUUUUAAAUUAUAUAUUUAGAUAGCUGGGGUAGGUGGAAGUUAGUGGGGAAUUGGGGGAUUUGGCGUUAGGCUAACUAGGGGUUAACGUUAAAAAAAAGUUUUAAAAGAAACUUUAAAAAGUUAAAAAUUAAACUUAAAAAAUGUUUUAAUAACAUUUAAGUAAAAAAAAACAAAAAAAACACACUUUACCUAGUCCAAAUAAAAAUUAACCCCUUCCCUGCCAGUCGAUCACUGCCUACAGCGAUCAAAUAGAGAUCACAGUAUUAUACUGUGAUCUAAUUUUUUUUAACCCCUGAGGAUUAACUUUUAUUCAUUUUUUUAACCCUCAGGGGUUCAAUUUAUUUAAUUAAUUAAUUUAAAUAUUUUAUAACUAUAUAUUUUGCUAGCUGGGGUGGGUGGGAGUUAUGGGAAAAUGGGGAAUUUACUGUUAGUGCUGCGUACUGCUAGUUAGGGGUUAACAGUAAAAAAAAAAUAGCUUAGAAAAAUGUUAAAUCUGUAAAAAAGUUUUAAGAAAGUUUAGGAAAGUUUAAAAAAAUUUAUAAGCAAAACAAAAGUUUAAAAACUAGUUUUUAAAAGUAAAAAGUUAUAAAAAGUAAAAAAAUACAUUUUAAAAACGCUCAUUACCACUACACCUGGAACAAACUAGAGAAAAAAUUAUCCCACGCCAAGGUUCAAAAUAUGCCUUUUGAAUUACCCCAGGGUGUAUUCUUUAAUAAAUAGUAUGUGCUUGUGGGGAAGUUUCAAUAACCAACCGUCUAAACUACUCCAAAUUGGAACAUGGACACAGCGUAAAACUUCAAAGUUAGAAAAAAAUUGAAUGGCUGCAUCUCAAAUGCGCCCCUUCAACAUCCACAUAUACCUGGCAAAGGUACAUACGUGGUAUUGCUGUACUCAGACGACAUAGCUGAGCAACAUAUGAAGUAUUAUACAGUCGUAGCACACAUAAGGUUUGCAAAAUAUACUGUGCAAACUCACUUUGUAUGUCAAAAAGGCAGAAAAAUGCUUAUUACCACUACACUUGGUACAAGCUAGCGGAAAAAUGAUCCCACGCUGAGGUUCAAAAUAUGCCCUUUUGAAAUACCCUGGGAUGUCUUCUUUAAGAAAUGGUAUGGCUUUAUGGGGAAUUUGGAUUAUAUAGCCUGGUAAAAUACUCUAAAAUGGGACAUAGGCACAGCAUAAAAAUUCAAAGUUUGAAAAAAACUGGAAUGGCUGUGUCCCAAAUGCGCCCCUCCGAUGUCCACACAUACCUGGCAAAGGUACAUACGGGGGUAUUGCUGUACUCAGCCGACAUAGCUGAGCAACAUAUGAAGUAUUAUACAGUCAUAGCACACAUAAGGUUUGCAAAAUAUGCUGCGCAAACUCACUUUGUAUGUCAAAAGGCAGAAAAAAUGCUUAUUACCACUACACUUGGUACAAGCUAGCGGAAAAAUGAUCCCACGCUAAGGUUCAAAAUAUGCCUUUUGAAAUACCCUGAGAUGUCUUCUUUAAGAAAUGGUAUGGCUUUAUGGGGUAUUUGGAUUAUAUAGCCUGGUAAAAUACUCUAAAAUGGGACAUAGGCACAGCAUAAAAAUUCAAAGUUUGAAAAAACUGGAAUGGCUGUGUCCCAAAUGUGCCCCUCCGAUGUCCACACAUACCUGGCAAAGGUACAUACGGGGGUAUUGCUGUACUCAGCCGACAUAGCUGAACAACAUAUGAAGUAUUAUACAGUCGUAGCACACAUAGGGUUUGCAAAAUAUACUGUGCAAACUCACUUUGUAUGUCAAAAAGGCAGAAAAAACGCUUAUUACCACUACAUCUGGUACAAGCUAGCGGAAAAAUGAUCCCACGCUAAGGUUCAAACUAUACCUUUGAAACACCCUGGGGUGUCUACUUUAAGAAAUGGUAGGCCUUUGUGUGGUAGUUUGAAUUUAAAACCUGCGAAGAUGCUUGGAAAUUGCACAUAGGCCCAGCGUCAAAAUUCAAAGUCUGGUAAAAACGGAUAUGGCUUGGUCUCCUAUAUGGCACUGUAGCUUCACAAAAUAGUGACAAAGACAUUCAUUGGGGGUGUAUUUUUACUCAAAAGACUUAGCUGGGCAUAAUUUGGGAGGUUUGAACUUAGUGGCACAUAUGAAAUAUACAAAACGCCCAGCAAAAAUGCAAUCCGUAUGUAAAAAAUACACAAAAUUAUUUUUACCACAUACUUUGGCAUAUAUUGGUGAAAAAAUGGGGGUAUGUUAAGGCACAAUAUGCACCUUAUGAGAUACCCUGGAGUGUCUACUUUUACAAAUGGUAGGCCUUUGUGGGUUUUUUUUGAACAGUCAAACUGUUAUAAUACCCCAAAUGGAAGCUAAGACUCAUUAAAUCCAUCUCUCAAAAUUCUACUGUGAAUACUGUAAAGGACAGGUCUCCUAUAUGGGACUGUAGCUUCACGAAAUAGUGACAAAGACAUUCAUAUGGGGUGUCAUUUUACUCAGAAGAAUUAGCUGAGCAUAAUUUGGGGGGUUUGAACUUAGUGGCACAUAUGAAAUAUACAAAACGCCCAGCAAAAAUGCAAUACGUAUGUAAAAAAUGCACAAAAUUAUUUUUUACCACAUACUUUGGCAUAUAUUGGUGAAAAAUGGGGGCAUGUUAAGGCACAAUAUGCACCUUAUGAGAUACCCUGGAGUGUCUACUUUUACAAAUGGUAGGCCUUUGUGGGGGUUUUUUGAACAGUCAAACUGUUAUAAUACCCCAAAUGGAAGCUAAAGCUCAUUAAAUUCAUCUCUCAAAAUUCUACUGUGAAUACUGAAAAGGACAGGUAUCCUGUAUGGCACUGUAACUUCACGAAAUAGUGCAAAAGACAUACAAUGGGGUGUCAUUUUACUCAGCAGAUGUAACUGAACACAAAAUAAAACUUUGUACAGGAAUAGCACACACCAAUUUUACAAAAUAUACACGAGAAUUUCUCUGUUAUAAGUUUGUGUGCCAAAAACCAAAAAGAACACAAUUUUACUCCAAUAUUUAGCAGAGGUUGGCGGUGAAAUGGCUACGUAGAAAGUGUAAAAACAACCUUAGGUAAAUAGCCCGUGAUGUCUACUUUAUAUAAAUAUAUACUUUUGUGUGGCAAUUUUGUUUUCUUUUAUGGCUAUUAAGCUUACAAGACAAACAUACCAAAUUCUAGAAUUGCUCCACAUUAAAAAGUUUAUUUUACUCCUUGUGCUUUAUGACCUGUAACUACCAAAAAAAACUUAAAAUCCCAGACACAUUAUAUAUUCUGUAAAUCAGAACAAAUAAAUAAAUUUAUUUUUAAUUACUUUCCUUAACCUGCACUAAUUAUGCACAUAUUAUUAUUGCAAAAACUGUAAAAAAAAACAAUAUUUUUCAUUUUUUUUGCAUUUUUCUGUAUUUUUUUUAUAAUAAGUAAGCAUUUAUAUAUAUAUAUAUAUAUAUGUUAUAUCAAAUUAAAGCCCUUUCUGUCCUUUAAAAAACAGUAUAUAAUAUGUGUCGGUGCAAUAAAUGAGAGAGAUGCAAGUUGCAGUUGAACGCAAACAGCAAGAAAAUGCAAAAAUUGCUUGUGUCAUUAAGCGUAAGUCAAGCUUCUGAAGCUGUGUCCUUAAGGGGUUAAUAACCAUUAUGUUGUAAGUACAGAUAUGUAGUGCAUCUUCCAUGGUUGGUCACCAAGCAGGCUCUAUGUUAGGAGUUAAAAUAAAGAAAUAUACACCCAAAGUGUACACACAAGGUAUACCUAAAUAUACUGGUACAGCACAGGUUUGAUUUAUCUGUGAAAAUAAAAAUAAACAUAUAGCGUUUUCUGUUUCUAACCAGAUAUUAGUAAGGACAAGGUGAGAGGAAUAGAACUCACAAAGCAGGGGCGGUGCCAGGCUCUGUUGAAUCAGCAUACAGGGUGCCUACAUAGGACAAAUGACAUG
Pelobates cultripes (western spadefoot toad) is the source of this 7479-nucleotide messenger RNA. NCBI's taxonomy places the organism in Eukaryota, Metazoa, Chordata, Amphibia, Anura, Pelobatidae. The record is from the annotation of a GenBank genome assembly.